Molecule: messenger RNA, 936 nt
Organism: Penicillium vulpinum
Lineage: Eukaryota; Fungi; Ascomycota; Eurotiomycetes; Eurotiales; Aspergillaceae
Exons: 1
Coding region: 1-936 (311 amino acids)
Source: RefSeq, a predicted model, not a curated record
AUGACAAGAUUUGCCAGAGAACACGGCUACCCUGAAUCAGACCACAAUGCCUUGCGAAAGGGGAUUCAGCGAGGAACGAACCAACUUCUUUUUCUUAAGUGGCUGAACGAUAACUCCACCUUGUCUGACCAAAAUGAUGCUGCCAAAGGAAUCCUGGCCGUUGUCACAAUUUUCGAGUAUGGUCUAUUUCAAGCUCUUUCAGCUUCGGAAUUACCAAGACUCGCAAAAUCCUUGCUGCAGGAAUGCGAAAGCUCUGAGGUCAUCAUUGACAGUCAAAGUGACCAGAGAAAUGUUGUUCUUGUAUCAGCACGGUGUAUCUCACAGUGGUUUGAGAACUUAAGUGGAGACUUUGAAAUGAUCUCACAAACAAUGAAACGAAGGAGGAGAGACACCAAUUCACUCGCACAUGUGACAUCUUCUCAAGCCGGCGAUGGGCCAGUGGCUCCAACUCAUGUACCGCCUGUGGACAACCAGCCUGAACCAGAUGAUGACCCGGAUGCAACGACGAACUGCCAACCUAGCGAUGUUGUUUACCCCAGCAUAAACUCUCAUGAACUCACGACAUUCUCCACAUUUCCUCGUGCUGAAGCAAACCCCCAGAGAAGUCAGAUAGAUCCUUCAUUCAUGCAACUUCAACAUAUCCCAGAAGAGCUUGAGAUCGUGCUAAACCCAAGAUCACACGAUCUGGCUCAAUUCUCUAGAAAUACAACCACUGUCAAUUGCAGCCUAGCUAGUGACUCUGAGCCAUGUAGCAUGUCCCACGAGAUAAGUCUAUUCUCCACCAGGCCAUCAAAUAUCCCAAAUCAACAACACCUAUUCGUUCCAUCAUCAUGCUCUGCAUUUUCCGGUGAUGUUCGCAAUACGCUGUCGGACAUACGAACCACACGGAAUAUAGGCUCUCACGAGCUCUCUUCUUUUUCCACCAUCCCAGCAUGA